Molecule: messenger RNA, 2589 nt
Organism: Clarias gariepinus (North African catfish)
Lineage: Eukaryota; Metazoa; Chordata; Actinopteri; Siluriformes; Clariidae
Gene: hnf4b
Product: hepatic nuclear factor 4, beta
Exons: 10
Coding region: 229-1599 (456 amino acids)
Biological process (GO): anatomical structure development; cell differentiation; positive regulation of transcription by RNA polymerase II
Molecular function (GO): zinc ion binding; RNA polymerase II cis-regulatory region sequence-specific DNA binding; nuclear receptor activity
Source: RefSeq, a predicted model, not a curated record
CAAGCGCAAUCUCAGCUUCUUCUUUCCCGACAUGGUUCUGGGUGGAACAGGUUCGGUAGGAGUCAGAGAACACUGAAGGUAAACAAUCAGAGAUCUCCAAAAAAAAAAGAAAUGAUGAUGGGAGUGAAGUGCAUGGUGGCUUUCAUGGUUUGACCUUCUGAAAUCUACUGACUAAAGAAGUGAAGAACUUACACUCAUCCGUGAAGUCUGAAUUGGAAUUAUCGCACCAUGAAGAUCUCAGAAGGAGUGCUGGACUUGGGAACGACGGAUUACACGGUGGCACUGGACCCGAGCUACACCAUCCUGGAGUUUGACAGCCUCAAAGUUCUCCCAGUGGACACAGAAUUGCUCAGGCCCGAGCCGUCCCCCGUAGCCACGGCUGGGCUGCCCCAAGCCUCUGCGCCUUUGUGCUCCAUCUGCGCAGAUAAGGCCACUGGGAAACACUAUGGGGCAUCCAGCUGCGACGGCUGCAAGGGCUUCUUCAGACGGAGUGUGCGCAAGAACCACGCCUACACAUGCAGGUUCAGCAGGCAGUGUGUGGUGGAUAAGGACAAGAGGAAUCAGUGUCGAUACUGCAGACUAAGGAAAUGCUUUAGGGCUGGCAUGAGGAAAGAAGCUGUGCAGAAUGAACGAGACAGGAUCAGCUGCCGUAGAGAAGCUCCGGGAGUUGGGACUCUGACCAUCAACGUCCUACUGAAAGCAGAAGAGAGCACACAUCAGUUCUUGGCUCUGAUUCAUCCCAUGAGAGACGUUAUCGCAAAGAAGAUCGCUCGCACUGCUGACGUUUGCGAAUCCAUAAAACAGCAGCUCCUCCUGCUGGUGGAAUGGGCGAAACGCAUCCCAGAGUUCUGUGAGCUGCCGGUGGACGACAGGGUCAGCUUGUUACGAGCUCACUCAGCCGAGCACCUCAUCCUGGGCGUGGCUCGCCGGUCCCUACCCUACAACGAUGUAAUCCUGCUGGGAAAUGACUUCAUCAUCCCUGUAAAUGGUCCAGAGAUCGAGAUGUCCAAAUUGGCAGCGCGUGUCUUAGAAGAGCUGGUCAGGCCUCUGAGAGAGCUGGACAUAACCGACACAGAGUUCGCCUGCCUCAGGGCCAUCGUCUUCUUCGCUCCGGACUGCCCGGGGCUGGAGUGUUCUCAGAUGGUGCGCAGGCUCCGUUUCCAGGCUCACGUUUUGCUGGACGAGGCGACGUGCGAGCAGCGUGGCCGGUUUGGGGAACUUCUCCUGCUGCUGCCUCCUCUGCAGGGCACCGCCUGGCACAUGGUAGAGCAGCUCCAGCUCGCCCGCCUCUUAGGAGAAGCCAGCAUGGACAGCCUGCUGCAGGAGAUGCUGCUCGGAGAGUCAGCCACAGGCUCAAACCCAGAAGAGCUUGUGUUCAGCCCCCCUGUUGAUCCGGUUUUGCCACGAAAUCUACACCAAGAACACGCAGCACUGCCAAACUUCACCUCCGUCAUCCUCCCUGUACCGUCCUCUCUAGCUGGAGUUCCUCUGCUUGCCGUACAGCCUGGCACUCAGCUCUACACACACACGCCAGCUGCAGAAAUGACACUGGAGAUAGACAGCUCUCUCACCAAGCCUUCAGUCCACACAUGUCACUGAGCAGACAGACAGACAGACAGACAGACUGACACUCACACUGUUCAUGUUUAAUAAUGUCCAUGUCGAUAUAAAGAAUCUUUAGUGCUUCAUGUUCCUUUUCAAACCAAGACGACGGGAAAUGCCACCGUAAAGAUCAACAUAAAAUAUCAAUGCAAUGUCAUUUUUGACCAACACAUGUCUUUGUAACUUUGGCUUGUUGUCCAUUAAAGGUGCUCAACACAAAUAAAAAGGAUUUAUGUUGAUUGACCAUAUGAUAUAAACAUGGACUGUUUUUUUUUCAUAAAGAAAGAAGAAGUAAGAAAAUAAGUAAAAAUUUACAAAGUAAAAAUUAAGUAAAUGAUUACCAGCAGGGGGCGAUGAAAUUCCUAACAACAUAUAUAAAUCGCAGGUAGAUGAUUGGAUGAUGUUGAUGCAACGUAAUUUUCUAUCAUUCUUCUUAAAAUGUAACUCUUAGAUCUAUUGGAACAUUUAUCCGGUCACACGUUUCUUUUUAAAUGACGACUCUAUCUAAGAAUGUAGAUACCGUGAGGGAGUUUGCAUGAAGGACCUUCAAUCUGAUUCAUCUUCAUCAUUUGGAGAGGAGUGUGGCGAUUAAAUACAUCACCACCAGCAGGGGGAGCUCAUGCUCCUGAGUGGCACAACGAAACUUUUGCCUCCAUCUUCUAAAAUAGCAAACAUGCUAAACUCACCCCGCUCCGCUCACACACUCUGUUCCUUACAGAGCAGACUCCUUCUUUUGGGCCGUCUUUUGUACUAUCACAUGUUCAAUUAUGAUUUGGACCAGUUGCUUUUUUAACCUUAAGUUUCAUUUAAAUCCAUUAAUUCUGUGCAUUCUGAGCUCUCUCUGUUCACCAUUAUAUCAUCUGGGUUUUUUUUUAUUUUAUUUUACAAUAACAGGACAUUUUAUUAGGCAUUCUACUGUAUAUAAACACACGUACACAUGUACUGUUAUUAUUACAUUUUAGUUAUUGAAUAAAGUUGAGAAAAAUC